AUGAUCAUGGCGCUGGGAUCGGCUUGGAAACACAUGUCGUGGCUGUAUUACCAGUAUCUUCUAAUCACAGCUCUGUACAUGUUGGAGCCCUGGGAGAGGACAGUCUUCAAUUCCCUUCUUGUUUCGGUUGCUGGAAUGGCUGUGUAUACAGGGUAUGUGUUCAUGCCUCAACACAUCAUGGCAAUACUACACUACUUUGAAGUUGUGCAGUGAUAAAGAUGACUUCAGCGGGGAACAUGAAGCAGAGAUGGAUGGAUGUCCUGUGGAGAAAGCUCUUUUUGUUUCGGACUUUCAUUCUGUGACAUCCCACUCUGUGCUGACAACUGUUGACCAAUAAGAAAGAAGAAAAUGUAUUUAUUGAAAACAUGUCCCAUUUAAUUCAUACAAGUUGUAAUUGUAUAGUAAAUGUAUAUGGAGUCUAAUCCUUUUCACUUGUACUUGCUGAAUACCAGUAUUUAUUUUUUAAAACUCUGAUGUCAGUGCACUUUAGUGGCUGUGACAGCAUUGCAACUAUGAAACAUCAGUGACAUUAGUAGCAAUUGCACCUGCCUUUUAAAACAAACUUCUGUUUUAAUUGCUUUAAGAAAGUGCUUUUGUAACAGUUGGUGAUCGGUUUAGCAGAUCUACUUUUAUUAAACUAACAGACUGAAGUUUUGGUUUUUAGUUUUAUUCUCUCCUCUCUCUCUCUCUCUCUCUCUCUCUCUCUCUCUCUCUCUCUCUCUCUCUGGUCCUUUUGAUCAGAACUGAAGCAAAGUUUAAUGUUGACACUUGGUCAGUGUGCUUAGUAAACUGUUUUCUUUUAUAGUAUAAAUGGUAGGGUAAAUCUGGGACAGUAGUAAACUUGAUUGCUUAGUACACCAAUGAAAAAUAAAUCCUGCAAAGGUGUUUAUAAAAA
Molecule: messenger RNA, 895 nt
Organism: Acipenser ruthenus (sterlet)
Lineage: Eukaryota; Metazoa; Chordata; Actinopteri; Acipenseriformes; Acipenseridae
Gene: sptssa
Product: serine palmitoyltransferase, small subunit A
Exons: 2
Coding region: 1-213 (70 amino acids)
Biological process (GO): ceramide biosynthetic process
Cellular component (GO): serine palmitoyltransferase complex
Molecular function (GO): serine C-palmitoyltransferase activity
Source: RefSeq, a predicted model, not a curated record